Molecule: messenger RNA, 4546 nt
Organism: Hylaeus anthracinus
Lineage: Eukaryota; Metazoa; Arthropoda; Insecta; Hymenoptera; Colletidae
Gene: jvl
Source: RefSeq, a predicted model, not a curated record
UCGGCAUUUGCCUGUAGACGCGUGCGGUGGUUUGUCCGUAAAGCAGUCGAGUCGUGAACUGCACAUUGAAAAUGGCGUAGUAAGGUGGUAUAAUGCGUAACCCGUACCAUGUAAACGUAUCGCGAUAAGUUUUAAUCAGUGUCCAGGCGUUUGCUAUUUAACUUUCCGAGCAUUCGUAACGAUACCGUCCAACCGAGAGCAUUGUGGUUAAUUCGAUUGAUCAUUUUUACUUAUAGCAACGUGAAAAGUGUGUUUGUGUGUUGGUGACUCGUACUGUGAUUUGACAACGGAUGUGUUCGCGUUCACCGUAACGUUACAUGGCUCAAAGGAAGCGCACAAGCAUCCGCGACGUAAACGUGAUACGAUCUACGAGUGAAAAAUCCAAGGAUGGCACUCGUGCUCGCGAGAAGGCGAGAAUCUUUCCUCGUGACAGCUUGACGACCUCGACUCCAGACGAGUCCAAGAUGGCGCCACCGGCAUUUUGACACUUGCCCAAGAUCCGUCAGCUGGAUUUUACAAUCACCCCGAUCCUCGUCUAUUAUGAGCAGAGAAUUCGUGGUUUCCUGUGCACCUUACACUUAUCAGGUAAGGCAGUACCACCUUAGACAGUCUCAUGAAUUAUGUGGCAGCGCCGUUGGCUCGACGGAAGGCGUCGUCGGUAGCGUUGGCGGUAGCUGCAGCGGUGGUAACAGCAGUAGCGGCGGUGACAUGGAUUGCAUGCCUCUGCGUCCAGGGCCGUUUCACUACUUGAUAAGCGAGCAGGCGAAGUCCUUGGUGGCCCUUCAGGAGCUGCAGAAUGAGGUCGGCGCCCUACUCGAAUUCCGGGACCUCGUCAUCGAGACGUUCCCAAACCUCCGGCACAAGAUGGCCGCGACGGCGUCAGCGGGAGCGUCCGUGAUGUCGUCCACCUGCGCCCAGAACUCCCACAUCCCGUUGCCGCUCUCCAGUCCAUCGUCGAGGAGGAUCAACGAGUGGGAGCCUGGAAAGGUCAGACGCCGUGUGCCCCGCGAAGGUGGCGAGUCCUCGUCGUCCUCUUUGCCCAGGAGUCGCAGUAACUCGCACAGCGGCGGUACCAAGAACAACCACAGCGCCACGGUACAGGAUUCUGGCUUCAGCACGGAGACGUCCUCGAAGGACAGCGCCUCGACGGCGAUAGCACCUAGGCCGAGCAGUCCUCGGCCUGCCGUCUUGGACGAGGCCGAGGACGAGCUGUGGAACCUCUUAGAUGUGAUCCAUCGCAAGGGGAUCAGGCUCAGAGAGGAGGUGGAGUGUCUUCAGGGUCGAUUGGAGAGCGUGGCGCCCGAGGAUCUAGCGUCGACGGACAUCCUAGACGCUGUUAGGGAGGUUACGUGUUUGAACGGUGAAAGGACUACGAUAACGAUAGAGGACGGGAAGGAUGAGAAGGAGAGAGAUUCUCAAGUGAUCGCGCUUAGAAGAGAGAAGGAGCAGCUUCUCGAUAAGGUGGCCGAACUCGAGGCUGAGACUAUAUCGAGUCGAGCUAGGGCGCAAGAGCUCCAAUCGGAGCUUGCCGCGCUCUCUGCGUUGAAGACGGGCCUGGAGGAUAGAUUGAGGGCAGGACUGAACGAAACUUCCUCGGAUAUCCUCGCACCAGGCGCCCAGCGGCUGCAACCGAUCGCACCCGCGUUGCCAGUCGUUUCCUCGCCGAAGAGCAACAGCGUUAGUAACAUUAAGAGCAAGUCUUCGGCGUUCGCGUCGGUGGCGACGUCCGCGAAGGCUCACAAGAACCGUUUUCGGACGAGGACCAUCGAGAAGAACGUUCUGUUGGACGUCACCGCCCAUAACGAGGAGUUGCGCGACAUCGACAUCGAGGCCAGCGUCAACGAGAGAAGAGCAAGGUUGGGUGCGUUGGAUUCCGUCCUCGUGUCGCCCAUGAGGAUCGGCCACGUCAAGGACGUCGAUUCAAACAAGAUCGCUGCCAUUCUCCGCGAAAACUCUCCUCUCGAGCUCCAGCGGCAUUUGAUCACCACUACCGUCCACAACGAUGUCCUACAAAAGAGGUUAGACGAAGUACAGAAAAGCACGGAAACUCUCUCUGAACGGCUGGAUAAAGUAUGCGAGGAGAAUGACGACCUACGUUUCCAGCUGGAGGAGAGAAAUAUCCAGUUGGAGGGUACGCGGGCCCGCGUUCGGGUGCUCGAGAAGCUCCAGCAGCGGACUCCGACGGAAACGGAUCCAGAUAUGGACGGAGACCAGCCUAGAUGCGAGCAGAUCGGUCUCGAGCCUGGGAGCAGCACGGAGUCGGCCCGCGACCAUCACCAAACCGUCGAGGUGAAACCGUCGCCUCGGCGCCGUCCUAGUCGUAUACCCUUGCUCGGUGCCACGGCGAAGGCAACCGCUCCCAGACCGCCUAGCCACGGAAGGAACGAUAGCAGAGAAUCGUUGAAGUCGUUGACGAGACCUCCGCGCGAUUCUAGUCGCGACAGUCACGGUGGCAAGUCUCUGUCCAAGGCUCGCGACUCCGCGCGAGACUCGCUCGGGAACAAAAGCCUGACGAAGAACGGUAGCAACAGCAACAUCGGGGCCGGCAAUAACAACGGGAACGGAAACAGCAAGGAGACGAACAGGGAGUCCCUGAACAGGUCCCUGCCGCGUAACAAUUCCAGCCGAGACUCCUUAAACAAAUCCUUCUCGCUGUCCCGCGCCCGUGACUCGCUGGAGUCUAACAACCUCGGCGCGUCCUCAUCCCCGGGGACGACUCCUCCUCGACGACCGCCCGCUCCUGCACGCCGUCCCCACAGCCAGGUCCGCGCGUCAACAUCCGUUGAUACAGAGAACAGCAAGAGACUAUCAACCGACACUUGCUUAAAAAACGACGAAUCGCCCGACGAUCCACUACCAAAAUGUCUGAUCUGGAGCGCAGGCGAGCGUGCGUUCGAGCCCGUCCCCGGCGGUCCAAUAAAGAACAUGGCCCCUUCUCGCGUGCCGCCGGUUUUUCUCAGCUGCACGGAACCGCCAAGUUCCUGGUGCUCGACGAACGGCAGCUUCCGACACAGCGACUCCUCUCUGUACCCGGACUCCUUGAACCAGGAGACCUCGUCCGUAACUGGCUCCACCAAAGUGGAAUUCAUCAUUGGUUCGCCUACCAGACGAUUCAGGCAAAGCUCCGUCUGGCCUCAUCGCUACUUCGACAGCAUAGACUCAGCCGCGAUGCUGCCAGAGAGUCUUUUGACCGACGAGUUCUCCCUUCGUCGUGGCGAGGCGCUCGCCGAGUGCGAUUCCCUCGAGUGUCAUCCGAUUUCGAAUGAUAGUUGAAUCGUCGAGCUUGCAUCGUUCUGGCAGGUGUAGUAAAGAAUCUUGGUACCUCGGUGGCCCGGUAAUCAUGCUAAGUGUUCACUUGAGAGUUUCGUUUUUAAUCCUCUGCGGUCCAGAUUUUCUGAUUCGAGCGCAGUUUCGUCGAGCCUCGUUCAACGUGGAACUGGAAAGGGUUAACAGUUGCUAUGACCGUUAAGUCUUUCGUGCCUUUAUCUAUGUACACCGAGUAUUUACUUUGUUUAAUGGAUAUCGGUCUGCUUUGUCAGAAAUAUAAUGAAAGGAAUAUAAUAUAGAUCAGUUUCACGACUAAUUUAUGUUUGGAUUGAAACGUGAUUAAAGGUAGACGUUUCAUUUAAUCUUGAAAAGGUAAGCAUCCAGGUCAUAUUGUUACUGUAAAACAGAUGGGCACGUAAGCUAUUUCUAGCGAAUGCCUACCUCCACUGUUUCAAUAUUUAUGUUUGAAUGUUAUACUUGUCGGACACUUUUAAUUUUUCAUGAUAUGAUUAUCAGGAACAUUUUAUUGGCCAGAAAAUAGACUUUUUGUCUCGGCAGCAGAACCAACUCUUUUUGUUAUCAAAAUUUCUAAUAAUUAUAUCCUGAAAAAUAAGGCUGACUGGCUUUAUCCGUAUGUUAGAGAGUCAUAAUUUUUUCAAACGACAAUAACUUGUUGCAAUAAAUAGAAGUCUCAAUUGCAAGGUUCUUUAUACGUAAUACUUCGAAUAUACUUUCACAAAUCCCAGUUAGUAAAGAUUAAUUAAAACUGCAUACGGUAUACGAUAGAUAAUGAAUGUGUAACCAUUUAUUUACAUUCGCUAGGAUUACGUUACGAUACCAUAUACUAUAGCUUUAAAAAAAAAACACUAUAAAACGCACUAAAGAAUUUUGCUGUCUAUAGUAAUUAAACUCUCAAGUGCACACAGCAGUGAAAAAGAAUACUCGAUACUCAAAGGUUAAAUGUAUUACAUACAUGCUUCGAACGUUCAAUAUCUCUGCACUGGAAAAUUGGAACAUACAGUUUUACGUUACUUAGUUUUCCGAACUUUACCAAUAGAAGAUAUUCUAGAUAUUGGUUACUGCUUUGACCUUUGAGUGUUGAUUGAAAGUUCUUUUAAAUGGCCCACGACAUACGUUUUUGUUCCAUGAACUUUUGUUUUCUCCAUUUUCUGUACCAACUCUCGUGACCUACUAGAAACGUUCGAUAAAAAAUUGAUUUCUAGCCCUUUAUCACCCAGGUGACAUUUAGUUUCUGAAAACACGUUAUAAAAGUCACAAU